UUAAUUAAUUAUUUAUUUGUUAUUUUAUUUUUCGCUACAUUGACAAUCGUAAUUUUAUCGGCAAACGCCCUACGUAAGUAAUAAAAAUUCAUACAACGGAAAAACGAAACAAGAUUUGGUUCUACGUUUGGUUGAGUAAAUGCUCGAGUCGUAAAUAUUAUCACAGAUCACGUUUAUUGAGGCAUACUUAGCAACAAACAUUUUUUAUCGUUUUGUGAAAAUUCGUAUUCUAUUAUUUUUUGCAAACUGUGCGGUUAAAUUUGUUCAUUAUACGAAGCGUCAACAUUAAUAUUCAAGGAAUAUGAAUAUUUUCAAAAUGUGCACUAUCCUGCUUUUCGCCACGUUGACGAGCAUAAUUUCACUCGCAAAUGCUGAUUACAAUACCUCGAUAUCAUACAGCAACGCCUUGAUACGAAACAAACGUGGUUUCGGAGGCACGAAAUCGGUCUACGAUCCUCAUGGCAUGUCUGGAAUGAAAAGAACUCUAGCAGCGGCUAUGUAUUUAGUGAUGUGCGCAAACAACUAUGUGCUACAACAAAUAAAAGAAGACAAGUUCUGCUUAAUAAACGUCAAGGUUUUGAAGAUCGAGCACGCGCUGAUAAUUGACCCGAAGGACCACAGCUAGUUUCUCUAUCCAGACGACAAGGGCAACAUCUACUUCAAAGAGGGAGACCCUGUGUUCUUGUCUUUUGCUCAGGAAGAAAGCAACUACUUCAAUCAUCUGCCCAGACAAUCCUCUUAAACGUUCACCUGCGUUGGCGGACUAACUUUCUCGAAUGGCCAGAGACUUUUCGACUUCAACGAGCUCACUUGCAACAGUCAUCCCAAACACAGCCUCAAGCUCGUGAAAGACGA
Nasonia vitripennis (jewel wasp) is the source of this 855-nucleotide messenger RNA. RefSeq lists its product as uncharacterized. The coding region runs from base 302 to 625 and encodes 107 amino acids. The record is from RefSeq and is a predicted model, not a curated record. The transcript has 3 exons. NCBI's taxonomy places the organism in Eukaryota, Metazoa, Arthropoda, Insecta, Hymenoptera, Pteromalidae.